Molecule: messenger RNA, 327 nt
Organism: Acanthamoeba castellanii str. Neff
Lineage: Eukaryota; Discosea; Longamoebia; Acanthamoebidae
Exons: 3
Coding region: 1-327 (108 amino acids)
Source: RefSeq, a predicted model, not a curated record
AUGGGCGCAAAGACGCCGCUCUUGCUCGCUGCGUCGGAGGGUCAAGCGGCCAUCGUGCGCGACCAUUAUGUGUCGACUGUCUGCGUCGCCAUGUUCGGCGUCCUCCUCGCUGUGCUGCCGCUUGCGCCGCCCAAUCCUUGCGUCGGCUGCGUGCCGGGUCCGAAGAAGCUCCUACACCACCUCAUCGUAGCACCAUAUCUGAUGAGGAUUGACAACAACGACACAUGUCACGUUGCCGGCAUGAGGAGGACGAGGAAGAGGGAGGCCACCACCCCACUCCGGCGAUCGCGCUGGUUACACGGCCAAAAGGUGGAUCAGACCGACUGA